CUACACUAUGGUUGUGUUAUGUUUGUGAACUGGGUGCUGUGUGCUUCCUGUACUUAUACUUUUGAAUUAAACUUUUAAUAAAUCGAAAAAUACACCUCUCUGCUUCUGACCAUAUUAGUGUUAUUAAUUCAAAGGCUGCCUAGGAGAAAUAUGUUCAAAUAAUAUGCGUAAAAAUAGUUGUUGAGUCCGGUACCUCGUUGUUGCGAUAACUUGCGCUUCAUAUACGAAGUGUUGCAGCGAAUGACAAAAUGGAGACGCCAGCUGCAGGAACCAGUUCUCCCGGUCUUAUAACUGCUGCACCUUUAUUGCCACCUCCAAUGCUGAGUGGUAUACCUCCACCCAUACCUCCAGCAGUAGCAAUGCCACCAGUUCCUGGUUUGUCUACUACCAUGCCAGGUCUACAACCACCAAUUGGAUUUCCAUCCAUUAUACCACCUUUUACCAUGCCUCCACCUGGAUUUCCGCCAUAUAAAGCAGAUCUUGGAGCACCUGCACCAGAUGUUACACCAUUGGCAAAUCAAAGUAGCCCAUGGUCUGAACACAAGGCACCAGAUGGUAGAACAUAUUACUACAAUUCAGUUACAAAACAAAGCUUAUGGGAGAAGCCUGAUGACUUAAAGACACCAGCAGAGAAAUUAUUAUCUUCGUGUGUAUGGAAAGAGUACACAACUGAUGCAGGAAGAGUUUAUUAUCAUAAUAUAGACACAAAAGAAUCCAGUUGGAUUAUUCCUACAGAACUGCAAGAGAUAAAAGACAAAAUAGCAGCAGAAGAAGCCGCACAAGCAGCUCUAAAUGCAGAUAUACCUCCGGGGGAAGUGCCUCUGCCGAUGUCCCCGGCAACUAUGCAGUCCAAUUCCGGCAGCUCUGCUCUAGAUGAGGCUAUGGCAAAAACGCUUGCUGCCAUUGAUCCCAACUUGGCUAAUAGCAUACCCAUACCUGAGGAGAUUAAACCUGAAGAAAUAGUGGCUCCACCACAAGUAAAUGGCACUGAUAAUACAGACCCAAAUCAAGACUUCCCAUACAAAGACAGAAAAGAAGCCAUAGAUGCAUUCAAAGAAAUGUUACGGGAAAGGAAUGUACCAUCAAAUGCAACAUGGGAGCAAUGUGUAAAGAUAAUUUCCAAGGAUCCUCGUUAUGCCACUUUCAAGAAGCUAAAUGAGAAAAAACAGGCUUUUAAUGCAUAUAAGACGCAAAAACUUAAAGAUGAGCGAGAAGAGCAGAGGUUGAAAACAAAAAAGAAUAGGGAAAAUCUGGAAGAGUUCUUACUUUCUUGUGACCGUGUUACAUCAUUGACAAAGUAUUAUAAGUGCGAAGAAAUGUUUGGCAACCUAGAGAUUUGGCGAUGUGUUCCGGACGCUGACCGCAGGGAUAUUUACGCGGACUGUAUCUACACGAUUGCCAAACGAGAAAAAGAAGAGGCUAAAGCACUUAAGAAGAGAAAUAUGAAAAUGUUAGCACAAGUUUUAGAAAACAUGAAUGAAAUAACUUAUUGCAGUACAUGGAGUGAAGCUCAAGUUUUGCUUUUAGAAAAUUCUGCUUUUAAAAAUGAUGUCAGUUUACUGGGCAUGGAUAAAGAGGAUGCUCUUAUAGUGUUUGAACAGCACAUUAGAAAUUUAGAGGCUGAGUAUUUACAAGAAAAAGAACAGAUUAAAAAACGAACUAAACGACAACAACGGAAGAAUAGGGAUAACUUUUUGGCGCUGCUGGACAAUCUUCAUGAAGAAGGCAAGCUGACAUCAAUGUCAUUGUGGGUGGAGCUCUAUCCAGUUAUAUCUGCUGAUAUUCGUUUCUCUGCAAUGCUGGGUCAAAGUGGAUCAACACCCUUAGAUCUAUUUAAGUUUUACGUAGAAAACUUAAAGGCCCGUUUUCACGAUGAGAAGAAAGUUAUAAAAGAGAUAUUAAAAGAGAAGGCUUUCGAAGUGAAACCCGACACCACGUUCGAGGAGUUCGCGACUAUCGUGUGUGAGGACACAAAGUCCACCUCACUGGACGCAGGCAAUGUCAAACUGACUUACAACUCGCUGCUCGAAAAGGAAAUUUUACAGGCCGAAGCGCGUAAUAAGGAGAAAAUAAAGGAAGAAUCAAAAGCGCAGAAGAAAAUCGAGAGCGCGUUUAAAUGGGCGCUGAGCGACGCCAACGUGGACCACCUGCUACCCUGGAGCGAUGUCAAAGAGAAGCUGGACCUCACCGCGCCAGAGUUCGCAGCCGUGCCUGACGAAGAGGACCGCAUUAGAAUAUACAAAGACUUCCAGCAUGAGCAGGAGGACAGCUGCAUGCACUACCACCACCCCAAGUCGCGCAAGGCCAAGCGCUCCAAGAAGAAGAAACGUUCGCGCUCCGGCUCAUUGUCGGGUUCGGCAUCGGGACGGUCGCCAUCGCCAGCAGGUAGCGCGGGCACAUGGACCUCGGACGAGCGCAAGCACAAGAAGCCUAAGAAGAAGCACCGCAAGCACUCGCCGCAACCGCAGAAAUCUCCGACUCCGGAGGAGGGAGGCAUAUCAGAUGAGGAGGUAUCGCGACACAAGAGCAAGAAGGCAAAGCGCAGCGCGCCCAGCAGCGGCGACGAGCACGAGCCCACGCACAAGUCCAAGAAGAAGAAGGACAAGAAGGAAAAGAAAGAGAAAGUGGGCGGGUCCGGCGUGUGGAGCGACGCGGAGUUGGAGUCGCGUCGCGCGGCGCUACUGGCACAGCUACACGAGCAUGAGACCGACUGACGUUGCGUUACGCACAUACACAUCUUUAACGACUACCCGCCGCGGCCGCCGCCAGCCGCGCCUGCACACACCGCUCCCGCCUCCGAUGCAUCCGCGCCCGCGCCAGUACCUGCUCCUGUCGCCGUCGCCCUCGCCACACCCUCUCACACCGCUCUCGCCGACCAGCGACAAUGUGAAUCUGAGCCGGAACCGGACCCAAAAACAUAGACGAUAUUAAAGUGAUGUGCUAUUGGUAUAGACAAUUUAUAAAAUAGAGUAUGUUGCGUAUAUUAUUGUUAACGACAAAAGUGCUUAUAUUUUCGAGUGCUUACUCAAUUAAUUUCAAGAGAAUAUUGUAAAUAUGACGAAUGUCAGUAUACAAUGAUUUAGGUUCAAAGUAGCAUUUUACAAAUUUUGUAUUAAAUAUGAAUUUUAUGAUACUUUUGAAAAGUAUAUUACUAAAAUAAUGUUAUGUGUAUAAUAAUGUGCAUGUUCAUAAUUUUAAAGUUUAUUUUGGCUUAGAUUGUAGCCUAAAUGGGAGGUAAAUUUGUGUUUGCCUUUUGUAAAUAUGUAUAACUAAGUAAUUUAGGGCGAUAGUAAUGUAUAGUUUACGAAAGUCAUCAUAACUGCGCGUGGCAUUGAGAGUAAAUAUGGCCUAACAAAAGUAAUGAUCAAUAUUGUUUCAGAUUUAAAAAUUACAAUUGAAGAAGAUUCAUUGUGUAUACUGUAUUCAAAUAUAGACCCUUAAUCAUAGAUAAUUUACAAUUUAUGUUAAAUCUCGUUAAUUCGAAACUGUUAAAACAUUUUUUUCUCAAUAUUACCUCAAAUAUCAAAAUGGUCACCACGUAUGGAAUGUAAAGUUGAUCUGUUUACUUGAUUUCGACUUUGGAUCGAAACGAUGGAUAGUUCCUUAUAUUUUAUUUCUUUUAGAUUGCAUUUGAAUUACAAUCUUAGGGAACUCGUCCCGAAAAGACAGUACGAAUUCUUUAAGAUUAUUGAAUUAAUUAGGUUAAGGAUUUUUUUCUGAGACGUAAUAAAUAAUUAAUAGGCUUA
Papilio xuthus (Asian swallowtail) is the source of this 3746-nucleotide messenger RNA. It is a transcript of the gene Prp40, whose product is annotated as pre-mRNA processing factor 40. Gene Ontology annotation, biological process: mRNA cis splicing, via spliceosome. NCBI's taxonomy places the organism in Eukaryota, Metazoa, Arthropoda, Insecta, Lepidoptera, Papilionidae. Gene Ontology annotation, molecular function: protein binding; RNA binding. The transcript has 18 exons. Bases 249 to 2714 code for a protein of 821 amino acids. The record is from RefSeq and is a predicted model, not a curated record. Gene Ontology annotation, cellular component: U2-type prespliceosome; U1 snRNP.